Molecule: messenger RNA, 1930 nt
Organism: Macrosteles quadrilineatus (aster leafhopper)
Lineage: Eukaryota; Metazoa; Arthropoda; Insecta; Hemiptera; Cicadellidae
Product: TAF5-like RNA polymerase II p300/CBP-associated factor-associated factor 65 kDa subunit 5L
Exons: 12
Coding region: 22-1788 (588 amino acids)
Molecular function (GO): protein binding; RNA polymerase II general transcription initiation factor activity
Source: RefSeq, a predicted model, not a curated record
ACAAUACAAUUAUUUCAAGACAUGAACUGUACGUAUGUAAAUGUUUAUGAAAAUGACUUUAAAAAACGAUCAGGUAAUGAUCUGGUAAAAAGUGCUCUAAAUUCGUACUUAAGAAGAAGACAUUAUAUGGAUGCGGAUCACUUCAGGAAAUCAGAUCUGGUUUUAAGUCAGUCCUGCAAGCAAAUGACCUUAGCUGCAGCCGUAGAGAAAGAUGCCUCCCGACUAAAUUCUAUAAUUUUCAGCACAAUAAGCAACGACAUUACACUAGCCGAACAACAAUUCACAAAGCUAAAGUCAUGGAUAGUAGACUUACCAGAAGGAAAGUGUAAGCAUGAACUUCAGACGAUGCUGUUUCCAUUGCUUUGCCACCUGUAUUUGGAAAUACUAAGAGGAGGACUAGACCGACAAGCAACUUCAAAAUUUUUGAAACGUCACCAAGAACUUUUCUUAGCUAAUGAAAACUACAGAGACAUUAUUGAAGAACUGUCAACAGUAUUUACAACUCAAGAUAUUGAUAGCAAACCAUUGAUUAAAGCAUUUAGGUCAUGUAAGUAUCAAAUGAAAAUCAGCACUACUACCAUGGCAGCUCUAAAAAAAUAUUUGGCAACACAGAGCCAUGUGAUUCUUCUACAGGUGCUCCAGACCUGGUUUGAUAUUGAGGUACAAACAAGUGAGAGUGUUUUGGAAAGUGAUGAUGAUAUGGCUGAUAUCAGUUCUGAUGAGAAUGCAGACUACCUGGAGUCGCUGUAUCAACAGUCUCAUGACGACAAAGAGAUGCGACAUUUACAAGAAGCUAUCAAACUAGUGAGGGCGAGUCCUACUCCACCUCCUCCCCUACUGCUGUACACACUCAACAACUCCGAGAGUGCGUGUUGUGCCAGGGUGUCCAGGUCAGGCAAACUGAUGGCCACUGGCUACUCAUCCUCUCUACUCAAGUUGUGGACAUUGUCAGAGUCCAAGAUCAACCCUGGGUCCACCCACUACUCAACUGUUCCUUUGGCCACCAACACUCCUCCUCAAGACCACUUUGUCCAAGAGCAGAGAUGGAGCAGUCUGAGAGGACAUUGUGGUCCAGUCCAAGGAGUUGAGUUCCUUCAUGAUGCCGAUGUCUUACUAUCAGUGUCACACGACUCAUCUAUGAGAGCUUGGAAACUCUCUGACUACUCCUGCGCUGCUAUUUACAGAGGUCACAACUAUGCAGUGUGGUGUGUAGCUGUCAGUUCGCUGGGAGUGUACAUUGCCACUGGAUCACAUGAUCGCACAGCCAGACUGUGGAGCCUUGAUAGGACUUAUCCCCUCAGGAUGUUUGCUGGCCAUUGUCAAGAUGUCAAUUGUGUCCAGUUCCACCCCAACAGCAGUUAUGUGGCUACAGGCUCUGCGGAUCGCUCUGUAAGGCUGUGGUCUGUCACUGAUGGCAGUCUAGUCAGGGUCUACGGAGGUCACUCUGGAAGUGUUCUCACUCUAGCCUUCAGUCCCAACGGCCAACAUCUCGCGUCUGCAGGGGAGGACAAGAAGGUGAAAGUGUGGGAUCUGGCAUCUGGAGGAGUGUUGGCUGAGUUGAGAGGUCACUCCCAGCCUGUGACAGCUCUGGACUGGAGCAAAGACAGCAACAUCCUCGCAUCUGCCUCAUUGGACGGCUCUGUCAUAUUGUGGAACUCUUCUUUGCACUUUAAACCCGUUCAAAGUGAGAACGCUGAGCCACCAGCCAAGUACUCGACUAUUUGUUCGUCAAUAUUGAAUCUACAAUGUCUUCCAAGGGGUAACCUAGUGGCAGUAGGUACACAGUGACUCUGUAAUCCCUUAUUUGUAAAUAAAUUUUUUUUUUAUGAUUUUUACCAUAUUUGUUAUUUUAACCUAACUAAACUUGAGACUAUUAUAGUUUAUACUGAACUCUUUGGAUAACUCAUUGAUAUUUUGUUGUGUUAUUGGU